AACAGGUCCUUAUCUUUCAAAAAUAUCACGACUGUUUAUUUCUUGCGAGGUCCUCAAAACGGAUAAUAACUAGCAGAAAGCUGAUUAUUUCUUUCACUGCCUAUUUUUGGUGUUUAUAGUUCAAGUCUGUAUUGAUAUCAACAUGGCUAUGAGAGAUUUCAUCAUGGUCGCGCCGGCCAAAUCUUCCGUCUAUAAGCCUCGUUUGCUUGCGUCGAUCAUGGAAAAUGUCACGACCGUCACUUUACAAGCUUGCAAUGGAUUCUGGGCAUAUCUAGUACCCUCCAAGCUACUCGAUGGCUGCUGGAGUCGAGUCCUCCUGACCAUCCAUUAUUACAGUGUGCGGAAACUGGAUGGCCUCCGACAGGUUACACGACAGGCAAGGCUGCAUUCCUAUUGCUGUAUUCUCCAUUGAUGUGUUGUCUGCCUCGUUAUCACAGGAAAAACGUCUCACCAUUCGCUGGCACCCGGAAGCACACGCCCUCCGAGAUCCUUUGACAUAGGUCGGCAAUCGAGAAGAUCCAGGUUGUCUGGGGUGUGUUCGCUCCCUCCACCUGGGGAGUGUAAGCUCGCGGCUAGAAACGCGUUUUGUCAAACGCCUGGGGACUUGGAGAGCAGCCUCCCCCAUCUCUUUUUCUAGCACAAACGAGCUCAGGCUUUUCUUUUCCCUUUUCUUUUCCAAGGACGAAUUUGGGCAUGGAAACAAUCCCCGGCAAGGUUUUCUACCCAUCUUAAUUUAACGACAACUUCCCUCUUCCCCAAACAAGAAUUCAAAUCUUCUCAUUGGAUUUAUGUUCAGAAUUAGAUAUUUCCUACCGCAAUCUCCAUUUCCAACUUACCUCUCACUCUCGGUGGACAUCAGACUGUGAUUCCUAUCAAAGCCUCUCAACACCACACAAAUCCGCCACCUGAAUUAUUCAAUAUCGCCUCUCUCCUAUACAGUCUACAUCUAUCAUCACCUCCCAGGGAAAAAGACAAGCCAAAGAACGACACCAUGGCCCCGGGUCGAAACCGCGGACGUGGACGUGGCCGCGGCCGUGGAUGGUCAUUGCCCAUACGAAAUGGCGAUGCUCGCCCACGAAGAGACGAGGUUUACUCUCAGAACAACACAGGCAGGCCACAACAGACUGAAGAGCAAAUUCAGGCCCGGUCAGCUUUCAUGCAGUGGAAGACUCUGCUUUCAAAUGACCCACCCCGUGAUAAGCUGGGUGCUCACCGAAAACUUACCCACUUCUGGACAAGUGCCCUGCGAAUCCUGGACGGCAACGUCCACGAAUGGCACCAGUGGUUAGCCAAAGACUUGGUCAGUGACGAGAUGAACGGCUUGAAGUAUGUGCGAGCAACUAUCAACUUUCAGGCAGAAAACGAAACAGCACAGUUGGAUGUUGUCCGGUCAUUCCUCGAGGUUAUCACUCAUCAAAAGCUUCUGGACUGCCUUUCGAUCGAGGCACAUGUAGGCACCAUCUAUAGCUUCAUUUGUGGCUCAGAUGGCACCAGAGCAGUUGAUUUCAUCACCAGGAACUGUCAAGAACUUCUCAUACUGGCAACCAAAGAGACCAAUGAGAAAGUACGAGAUCACGGCAAGCAAGUUUUGCGUCUUAUCAUUGAAGCCGUGAAGGAGCUUUUGGACAGAGAGAUGAAAGCUCGUCUCAACGACAACCUUGGCCAGAUAUUUGAUCUUUUGGAUCAAGUUUCCGUCAAGCUUAACCCUGACGAUCCAGGUGGAGAAUCUUCAGUUGUCACUUCUGUAAGAAGAUAUGCUGGCCGCUGCGCAAGAUUGGCCAAAGGUCUAGCUGAGGCCCAGCCGUCCACCAUACCGAGUCGAUCCUCUGAGGCUCAGUCCACGUUUCCUCUACAGGUCUCCCGGGCUGGCGGACGGCACGACAACGAUCACGAGGAUAUCACCAAGAUUCGGCUGCUUCCCACCACUGCUGAGAUAAUGAGUAACGAUGCUGAAUAUCUACCUUCCACGAACUGGACUGCACCACACUUCUUCGAUGAUCCUGUUCUGCGACAUUUGGACACUCACUUUCGUCUGUUGCGUCACGAUACAUUUGGACCAAUCAACAAGCUACUUCACGGUUUCAUGCUCAGCAAAUGUUCCCUCUCCUGGCUCCGGAAGCAAGAGACUCGUGCUCAUGCUUAUUCUGGGGCUCACUUAAGUCACAUUUCUGCUCAUAAGCGGGGUCUUGGAAUCACUUUAUCAUUUCUGCAACCGCCAGACACUCGCAAGUUAUCAUUGGUAGAGCAGCGAACAUGGUGGGAGAGCUCACCGCGUCUAGAUGACGGUGUCCUUGUGGCAUUUGUUGUCUCUAAUGACAGCGAGACUUCUGUUCUGUUCUUCACCGUCGCACCAGGACUCCAAGAUACCCAAGGGAGUAACAGCAAGACCGACGGGAAAGCGGCCGGUGGAAAGCUAGGAAGCAAGAGCCGUGUGCGAGUUCCCGAUAAAGGCUUCCCAAAAGUCGAGGUGAAACUCGUGGAGAGAACGGAACAAGAGACAAAGCUCUUAUUGAGGCUUUACGAUGAGGGUGCCGAGGGGUUUCUCAUCGAGUUUCCCUCGAUCAUCCCGGCCACAUUUGCCCCCAUCCUGAGGAAUCUUCAAACAAUGAUUGGAAGGUGUAAUCUCGCAUUCUCUCGCUGGGUUUUACCAGCAGGGCAAGAAAAGCAGCAGGACUUGAGCACAGUCAUUCCACCACCUGAAUAUGCUCGGACAAGCGGCUUCAAGUUUCAACUGGACACCAUCGCCACAGACAGAGAACCUCUCGAACUUGACCCCUCCAGCAGCCUGGUUGACCACGAGGAGCUUUUGAGAGUACUGGAGUCCCGGACUGGACUUGACAGGGGCCAAUGCGAGGGACUUUCAGGCGCACUUACCCGUGAGUAUGCACUCAUACAAGGGCCUCCGGGUACAGGGAAGUCAUAUGUUGGUGUUCAGUUGACGCGUGUACUCCUGGCGUGCAAGUCCAAAGCAUCUCUAGGCCCAAUCAUGGUGAUAUGCUACACCAACCAUGCCCUAGAUCAAUUUCUAGAGCAUCUAAUGAAGGUUGGUAUUGACAAGAUCAUUCGAAUCGGUGGUCGGAAUCGCGUGCCGGUCCUCGAGGGCAAAAACCUGCGGAUCGUGAGCAGGGAAGGGGGGCAGAAAAGCAAGCUGGAGCAAAUGGUUGUUGGGAGAGCACACGGCAACUUGGAGACGUACGCGCAUGGUCUCGGAAGCUCUCUAAAGCAUUUGCACCUACGACGCAAGUCUAGAAAUUGCCCUAACGGGGACUCCCUACGGCAUUUUCUAAAAGUUCAGUAUCGCUCUAUUCAUAAUCAGCUCUUCAACGCAGAUGAGGAAGGAUUCACUACUGUCGGUUCUGACCCUUUGGCUAUCUGGCUCCGUCGAGGUCUAGCACAAAAGAACCUUGAUCCUGUUCCUUCCGAUACUUCUGGCGACAUCGACCAGCUCAUCCAGAGAGCCGAAAUCAACAUCAGCUCGCUCACUGUUACUGAACGUCAGGCCCUGAUUGGAGCUUUCCAAAGAGAGGCUCUGGACUACUAUAGUGCUCAGAUUAGCACAAAUCUGGGCCAGAUCGAAAGAGAGCAACAAAAUAUCAAGAAUGCGCACCAGGAUAUUGAUCUAAGAGUCCUACGACAGGCCGAAAUCAUUGGCGUCACCACCACAGGCCUGGCCCGAGAUAUCGAAAUGCUGCGCUUGGUAGGUUCCAAGGUGGUGAUUUGCGAAGAAGCUGCGGAGGUGCUCGAGGCUCAUCUGCUUUCCGCCAUGAUGCCACGAGUGCAGCACCUGAUCCAGAUUGGUGACCACCAGCAGCUCAGACCACAGAUUACGGACUAUGACCUAAGCUUGGAAUCGUCAAGGGGCCUUCCAUUCCAGCUCAACCGCAGUCAAUUUGAGAGGCGUGCAGUCGGCGAGCCAGGCAUGGCGCCUCUACCUUUGGCCAAGCUCAAUAUACAGCGGCGAGCCCGUCCAGAGAUUUCGAAGCUUUACCGAAUUCCGCUGUACCCGGAUCUCAAAGACCACGAGAACGUCAUGAACCAUCCCAAUGUGGUCGGCAUGCGCAGGAAUCUAUUUUGGCUAGAGCAUGACCAUCAAGAAGACAAGGCAGCCGGCCAGAACCGGUCGACUUCUAAGACAAAUAAGUGGGAGGUCGACAUGGUUGUGCCCUUGGUCCGGCAUCUGGUGCGUCAGGGUAAAUACUCUCAAUCAGAUAUUGCCGUGCUUACGCCCUAUGCCGGCCAACUGCGGAGUUUACGAAAAGCCCUGGAUAGUGAGUUUGACAUUUUCGUCAGUGAUCGGGAUGAGGAAGCUCUUGCUGCAGACUCUCAUGGGAAGUCCGACUCGGAGGAGACGACACGCCAAACAGAAUGGGACAAGAUGUUCGUUAAAAAGUCUCUGGCCGAAACCCUCCGCCUCGCGACCGUCGACAACUUCCAGGGAGAAGAGGCCAAGAUUAUCAUCAUUUCGUUGGUGCGGGGCAAUCCGGAAAACAAGGUCGGUUUCCUGCGAACGUCGAACCGUGUCAACGUUCUCCUCAGCCGGGCAAUGGAUGGUAUGUACAUCAUUGGAAACAGCAACACCUACCUUGGCUCAGGCGUACAGAUGUGGAGGGAUGUGUACCAGCUCCUCGAAGACGAAGGAAAUGUCGGCCAAACUAUCAGUCUCUGCUGUGAGCGUCACAGGGAAACGCCCAUCGAGUGUGCCACGCCGGAAGAUUUCCAUGUCAAGAGCCCAGAGGGUGGCUGCGAUCUUAGGUGUGGCAAGCGACUCGAACGAUGCGGACACCGCUGUAGGGCGAAAUGCCACUCGGACAGUAUGCAUCAAGUAUGGAACUGCCCUCAGGCAUGCGUACGAACUCGCCCGACCUGUAGCCAUCCUUGUCCCAAGCUCUGCGGUCAAAGUUGCGGGCCUUGCUUGGUAAAACUAAAUGGUAUCAGGCUGCCAUGCGGCCAUAUUAUGGACAAGAUACCUUGCCAUAUUCAACAGGAUUUGCAGGCGCUGAAGUGCAAGACUUUUGUGGAAAAGACGGUGCCUGGCUGCAAGCACAAGAUUAAAGUCGAAUGUUCCACGAACGUGGAAUCAGGCGCCUUCCACUGCCCAGUCCCAUGCGAAGAGCUUCUCGCGUGCGGUCACGGCUGUACUGGGAACUGUGGCAGUUGCACGAUCAAAGACUACCAGAACGAGGAAGCUCUGGCCAAGAGGCAUGCUGUUUGCUCCGCUAUUUGCCAGCGGCCGUCCUCAACAUGCAAUCAUCAAUGCAAGCGAAAGUGUCACGGCGGCGAUGAUUGCGGACCAUGCCGUAAUGUCUGCGAAGUCCGCUGUCCGCACUCGGCGUGUGGACGUAAAUGCAGUGAGCCAUGCACUCCAUGCAUCGAGCCCUGUGUCUGGCACUGCGAGCACCAAGGUACAUGCCCCAUGCCAUGCGCAGCGCCCUGCGAAAGACUUCCAUGCAACGAGCGCUGUACCAAGACCCUCAAGUGCGGCCAUCGCUGCCCAAGUGUCUGUGGUGAAGACUGUCGUGAGCUUUGUUGCCACGAAUGUCGGGAUAAGGAGAACUCUGUCGUCGAUUACAUUGAGUUUAAGACGUACGCUGAAAUCGACGUUGACGCGACCCCGGUAGUGGUCCUCUCCUGCGGUCACGUCUUUACAGCAGAGUCCCUGGAUGGUCAUGUCGGUAUGCAUGAUGUCUACGUUGUCAACCGAAAGGGUGAGUAUACGGGAGUGAAGGGCAUUUCCUCGGAUCUUGCGAAGCCUGUACCGGGCUGCCCGGAGUGCCGUCGGCCCAUCCUCCAGUUUUCGACCAAGCGGUACAAUCGCGUCAUCAACCGCGCCGUGAUGGAUGAGACUACCAAGAGACUGUUGGCCAAGGGUCGCACCGAGAUCCAAGCCCUCGAGACUGAGUUCUGUAGGAUUCAGGAAUACCUUCAAAAGUCACGGGAUAGAGUUGCGGUCAAAAUUAUGAUACCCGAGGAGCUCUCGAGAAUUCUCCAGAGUCGCUACGACCAGGCAUUUAAGCUCAUCAAUCGAGCCAAGGCCCUUCAAGAGAAUACCGGGACUCAGAACCAACCAGCAAAGAAGCUGGGUGAUGCCAUAAACCAGAGAAGGCGCCUUCAAGGCGCGAUCGAUCCAAUAGAUGACCGCCCCAGCGCUCAGCACAUUUUUACUGUAGAGAAGGAAAUCUUUUACAGCGCGGCAAUCAUACUGUACCAAAUGCAAGACGUCAAGCUGCGGGACACGGUAAGCAUCAGAAGCCGCGUCCGCGACGUUGCCAAGCCGCAGCAGCAGCAGGCGGAAGCCCCCAUCACCAAUGCGACCAUCAACGCCCUCCAGACCUGCGCCAGGCUCAUCGGCGAGAGCACGGCCGACAAGUUCCCCCGCGCGAGCGUCCAGCUGACGCUGUGCUACGCCAACAUGACCAAGGCGCUCGAGGCGCACGCGGGCGGGGGCGACAAGGUUGCUGAGCUCGCCGACAAGGCGCGUGCCCUGCUCGAGGCAGCCCGCCGGCUGUGCCGGGAGCUGCGCUUCGAGGGCGCCCAGCAGCUCGGGGCCACGGUCGAGGACACCCUCCGGCUGUUUGAGGACAGGUACGAGGCCGUCACGGCCGAGGAGCUGGACGACAUCAAGUCGGCCAUGGUGAGCGGCCCCGGCGGCAUCGCCACGCACUCUGGGCACUGGUACAAGUGUGAGAAUGGCCACCCUUUUGCGAUAGGCGAGUGUGGAAUGCCCAUGGAGCUAGCUCGCUGCCCGGAAUGCGGAGCCAACAUCGGUGGUCAGAAUCACAAUGCUGUUGCCGGUGUCGAGCGGGCCAGUGAGAUGGAGUAGGAUGACGAGUAUGAGGCUUCAGACCUAUCCCAGCCUACUUUAGUAUUGUAUUUCCGUUUUCUGCAGCUUACUGUAGCCGUCCCCCCCCCCCC
Molecule: messenger RNA, 6912 nt
Organism: Pyricularia oryzae 70-15
Lineage: Eukaryota; Fungi; Ascomycota; Sordariomycetes; Magnaporthales; Pyriculariaceae
Exons: 4
Coding region: 992-6820 (1942 amino acids)
Biological process (GO): regulatory ncRNA-mediated heterochromatin formation
Cellular component (GO): nucleus; nuclear RNA-directed RNA polymerase complex
Molecular function (GO): helicase activity; zinc ion binding
Source: RefSeq, a predicted model, not a curated record